This is a messenger RNA of Nothoprocta perdicaria, 7310 nucleotides long. It is a transcript of the gene HECW2, whose product is annotated as HECT, C2 and WW domain containing E3 ubiquitin protein ligase 2. The transcript has 29 exons. Gene Ontology annotation, biological process: regulation of dendrite morphogenesis. The record is from RefSeq and is a predicted model, not a curated record. Gene Ontology annotation, molecular function: ubiquitin-protein transferase activity; protein binding. Bases 130 to 4833 code for a protein of 1567 amino acids. NCBI's taxonomy places the organism in Eukaryota, Metazoa, Chordata, Aves, Tinamiformes, Tinamidae.
ACGUUCAGUGUUGCAGCACCUAAAUACCUUUUGACAGCCUAUCAACUUGGGCUCUUCUUUGAAGCUUCGAAUAUGUUGAGAUCUCUAAACAACAACUUUUUCACGUAACUGGUCAAAACUGAAGGAGGGAUGGCCAGUUCAGCGCGAGACCAUCUGCUUUUUGUGAGACGUCGCAACCCACAGCUACGAUAUACUCUGAGCCCGGAGAACCUGCAGAGUUUGGCCUCUCAGGGCACCAUGGCUGAGAACAUGAACUUGCAGCGGGCCAACAGUGAUACCGACUUAGUCACCUCGGACAGCAGGUCUAGUUUGACAGCAAGUAUGUACGAAUACACCUUGGGGCAAUCUCAGAACCUCAUCAUCUUCUGGGAUAUCAAAGAGGAAGUCGACCCAACUGACUGGAUAGGACUUUACCACAUAGAUGAGAAUUCUCCAGCGAAUUUCUGGGACUCCAAGAAUCGGGGGGUGACUGGCACACAGAAAGGACAGAUUGUAUGGCGGAUUGAGCCUGGCCCGUACUUUAUGGAAUCUGAAAUAAAGAUCUGCUUUAAAUACUACCAUGGUGUUAGUGGAGCCCUCCGAGCUACAACUCCAUGUAUCACUGUGAAAAACCCUGCUGUGAUGAUGGGAGUAGAAGGCAUGGAUGAAGGUGCUUCUGGAGGCCAGCACUCUCGGAAGUUAGUCAGCUUUACCCUUUCAGAUAUUAGGGCAGUUGGACUUAAAAAAGGCAUGUUCUUCAACCCUGAUCCUUAUCUAAAGAUGUCCAUUCAGCCGGGCAAGAAAAGUACGUUUCCCACAUUUGCUCAUCACGGUCAGGAAAGAAGGUCGACUAUCAUCAGUAACACAACUAAUCCUAUUUGGCACAGAGAGAAAUAUUCUUUUGUUGCACUUCUAACAGAUGUCCUGGAAAUUGAGGUUAAAGACAAAUUUGCCAAGAGUCGUCCUAUCAUCAAGCGCUUUCUUGGGAAGUUAACCAUACCCGUUCAGAGACUAUUGGAGAGACAUGCCAUUGGAGAUCAGGUUCUCAGCUAUAAUCUUGGCAGAAGGCUCCCAGCUGAUCAUGUCAGUGGAUACCUCCAGUUCAAAGUGGAAAUCACAUCUUCUGUUCAUGAAGAUGCUUCCCCAGAAACAGUGGGUACUUUGCUGGGAGUGAACUCUGUCAACGGAGACCUGGGGAGCCCCUCUGACGAUGAGGACAUGCCAGCAGGACAUCACGAUACGUCUACAGUGUGUUCCAAUGGGCCGGUCCUCGAGGAAUCUUCUGGAGAAGCAAUUCCCAAACACCCUUUAAGGACUAGUGCAACUCUGGAAACGGACCAGGAUGAGUUAACCUCUACUGCUUCAAGAUCAUCACCUACCAGAGGUCGCCAGGACUCUCUGAAUGACUAUCUGGAUGCAAUAGAACACAAUAAUCAUCCCAGACCUGGGACAUCUGUUUGUGGUGAGCGUCCCCUUGGGGCCUCCCCAAAGCUGAGGAGUAGCUUCCCUACUGACACAAGACUUAAUGCUAUGCUUCACAUUGACUCCGAUGAAGAAGAGCAUGAGCUACAUCAAGACCUGGGCUUUCCAUCCUCCUUGGAAGAUGAUGGUGGUCUAGUAAUGCUUAAUGGUGCUACAAGAAAUGUUGAAAGAAAUGGUUCAAGUUACUCCUCAGACCAGAUAAUGCAAGGACCUGCAGAGAAUGAAGGUGCUUCAGCCUCUGAAGCUCCUUUGCAAUCAGCUGAAGACCAGCAAGAGGCUCUCCAAGAGCCAUCAUCCCAGGUGGCAGGAGAUGAAAGCCUGCAAGACUCUCAAAGUGACCCACCAGCAGAACAGAGUGGCAGUGAGUUAUGUGCUGCUCAGGAGGCAGAGCAGCCCCCUGGCAGUGCGGACUCGGGAGCUGUCGAUGCUGCUGCUGGGAGCAGAAGAGGAGCUAGUGAGACGGAAUCCAUCGACCAAGGCUCUGAACCUUCCCAGGUGUCAUCAGAAACGGAGCAGAGUGACCCUGCUCGCACGGAGAGUGUGAGUGAGGCUAGUACCAGGCCGGAAGGGGAGAGUGAUGUGGAAGGGGCAGACAGCUCUUGCAAUGAAGGUGCCACCGUGCAGCGUUCCUCCGUCGGAACACGGUGUUCUUCUUUGGAAAGCGCUCGCUUUCCUGAGACCCCGGCCUUCACUUCUCAGGAAGAGGAAGAGGGAGCUUGUGCCGCUGAUGCCGCUAGGACUGAGCCUGUGGCUGAAGCACAGGCCUCUGCAGAUACUUCUGGCUCUUUACCCGCCAUACAGGUCCCUCAGGAGGAGGUGCAGGAGGCUGAAGCAGGGGAAUUGCAAGACCAAGAGGAAGCAGAAGAAAUUUGGCAGAGGAGGAGCAGCCUGCAGGCAGCAGCGGCCGGCAGCCAGUCUCAAGAGGAGGAAACUGAAGGAGCCCAGGCAGCUUGUGAGGGGGCUACAGCAGAGCUUGAAGGAGCUACUGGAGGUGCUCAAGCUAAUGGCCAUCAGCCGCUGAGGUCGCUGCCUUCCGUGCGUCAGGAUGUUAGCCGCUACCAGAGAGUGGAUGAGGCUCUACCACCAAACUGGGAGGCUCGUAUUGACAGCCAUGGGCGAAUUUUUUAUGUGGACCACGUGAACAGGACCACGACGUGGCAGCGACCCACAGCCCCCCCAGCCCCACAGAUUCUCCAGAGGUCAAAUUCCAUCCAGCAAAUGGAACAGCUGAAUCGCCGGUACCAGAGUAUCCGAAGAACCAUGACUAAUGACAGGCCUGAAGAGCACACAAAUGCCAUGGAUGGAGCUGCAGAGGAAACGGAUUUUCACCAUUCUAACGCAGAUUUUCGACGAGAGAACAUGCUGCCUCACUCUACCUCCAGGUCCAGACUUACGUUAUUGCUCCAGUCUCCCCCUGUGAAAUUCCUCAUCAGCCCAGAGUUCUUUACAGUGCUGCAUUCUAACCCCAGUGCCUACCGCAUGUUUACAAAUAACACGUGUUUGAAGCACAUGAUCACCAAAGUCCGGCGGGACACCCACCACUUUGAACGCUACCAGCACAACCGGGACCUGGUUAGCUUCCUCAACAUGUUUGCCAACAAGCAGCUGGAGCUGCCACGAGGCUGGGAAAUGAAACACGACCAUCAGGGCAAGGCCUUCUUUGUUGACCACAAUUCCCGAACCACCACAUUCAUCGACCCCCGGCUGCCCCUGCAGAGCAGCAGGCCCACGAGCGCGCUGGUCCAUCGGCAGCACCUGACCAGACAGCGCAGCCACAGCGCGGGAGAGGUUGGAGAGGACUCCCGUCACGCAGGACCACCGGUUUUACCAAGGCCAUCCAGUACCUUUAAUACAGUCAGCAGAGCUCAGUAUCAAGACAUGGUUCCAGUGGCUUACAAUGACAAGAUCGUUGCAUUUUUGCGACAGCCCAAUAUCUUUGAAAUUCUACAAGAGCGUCAACCAGAUCUUACCAGGAAUCAUUCACUCAGGGAGAAGAUCCAGUUCAUCCGGACGGAGGGAACCCCUGGGCUGGUGCGUUUAUCCAGCGACGCAGACCUUGUCAUGCUGCUCAGCUUGUUUGAAGAGGAGAUAAUGUCAUAUGUGCCGCCACAUGCCUUACUUCAUCCCAGUUAUUGCCAGUCCCCGAGGGGCUCGCCGGUGUCCUCGCCUCAGAACUCUCCAGGUACUCAGCGUGCCAAUGCCCGGGCCCCGGCUCCUUACAAAAGAGAUUUUGAAGCCAAGCUGAGGAACUUUUAUAGGAAGUUGGAGACUAAAGGAUAUGGACAAGGCCCAGGGAAAUUAAAAUUAAUCAUCAGAAGAGACCACUUGCUGGAAGAUGCCUUUAACCAGAUUAUGGGUUACUCAAGAAAAGACCUGCAGAGAAAUAAGCUCUAUGUAACAUUUGUUGGGGAAGAAGGGUUGGACUACAGUGGACCUUCAAGAGAGUUUUUCUUCCUGGUGUCUAGAGAGCUCUUCAACCCCUACUAUGGUUUGUUUGAAUACUCAGCCAAUGAUACCUAUACAGUACAAAUAAGUCCUAUGUCUGCUUUUGUAGACAAUCACCAUGAGUGGUUCAGGUUUAGUGGUCGGAUCCUUGGUCUUGCUCUCAUACAUCAGUAUUUACUUGAUGCCUUCUUUACACGGCCCUUUUAUAAAGCUCUCCUCCGAAUACUGUGUGACCUAAGCGACCUGGAAUACCUUGAUGAGGAGUUUCAUCAGAGCCUGCAGUGGAUGAAGGACAAUGACAUACAUGAUAUCCUAGAUCUGACAUUUACUGUGAAUGAAGAAGUUUUUGGGCAGAUCACAGAACGGGAGUUGAAGCCAGGAGGUGCCAACAUCCCAGUUACGGAGAAGAACAAGAAGGAAUAUAUAGAAAGAAUGGUGAAAUGGAGAAUUGAGAGAGGGGUUGUACAACAGACAGAAAGUCUAGUUCGUGGCUUCUAUGAGGUAGUUGAUGCCAGGCUCGUGUCUGUAUUUGAUGCAAGAGAACUGGAACUGGUCAUAGCUGGAACAGCAGAAAUAGACCUGAGUGACUGGAGAAAUAACACCGAGUAUAGAGGAGGUUAUCAUGACAAUCACAUUGUAAUUCGGUGGUUCUGGGCUGCUGUGGAAAGAUUCAACAAUGAACAACGACUAAGACUUUUACAGUUUGUUACAGGCACAUCCAGCAUCCCUUAUGAAGGGUUUGCCUCCCUACGGGGGAGCAACGGUCCGAGAAGGUUCUGCGUGGAGAAGUGGGGGAAGAUCACUGCUCUUCCAAGGGCUCACACUUGUUUCAAUCGUCUGGACCUUCCCCCUUACCCGUCAUUCUCAAUGUUGUACGAAAAACUGUUGACAGCAGUGGAAGAGACGAGUACGUUUGGACUUGAGUGAUUCGCUAGCCACAGUGCCCAGCUCGGUGGACGUGGUGGAUCUGUCUUCUCAAAGGCUGAACGAACGUUUCUAUCGUGUUUCCUAGCGGAAAAUGGUUUCACUGUACAAUUCGGGAAACGGGAUUUGGGGAGUGAGCUUGCAAAGGACUUGAAGGCCCUGUGGCAGUGGCAGAUCCUCCACAGAGACACUGGUGUGUGCCUGGCGUGCAGGGAGAGUCAGGUCUCGCCAUCCACAGGUCUUGAGGACUGCCAAACUUGUUACGUUUGUGCGCCAGGAAACGCGGUCCCGUGCUGCGAUCAACACGGCUGCAGCAAAACCCACCUACACCCAUAAACUGGGGCUCACCAAAGUUGCUGAAUAGGAAAUUUCGGGCAAAAUGAGAAAUCAUUCAGCCCCCUCAUUACAUAAAUGAAACAAAUUUACACCGUAGACAUGUUUUUUAAAAAAGAUUCAUAAGGGUUCAUUAUUUUAUGCCAUAUAUUAGACUAGAAUAUCCAGUCCUUGCUAUACCUAAGACUACGAGUGCCUGCAUGGUGUGCACCAUAGAUUGCAGCUUCCUGGGGCACAAGUGAGUUGGAAGGAAAGUCUGCAGCAAAGGACAUCGCAGCCACGGCUGGCGCUAAGGAGGUUUGUGGAAUUGUAUAUGCAAGCGGUGUGUAUGGCAAAAAAACAGACAAAAAAAAACCCAGAGCUAUCAUAAAAUGAACUCAAUAAGACUGAUUUUAUGCUUUAUACUGCAUGGAAACUGUUUUAAGAAGAAACUAGCAAUUUAUCACAGCAUAUCAGGAAAAGAAUCCUUACACAGUGACUUCUGUUUAUUUUUAUAGGUUCAUUAUAUUAUGAGUUUCUUAGAGUGUGAACAGGAACCAAGCAAACUAGAAAUGCUCUUUCUGUUUUUGUCACGUUUCAUGCUUCAACAGGCAUUGUGCUAGUGUUUAUUCUUUAAGCACUCUCAAGGGAAAAAAAAUGCCUUUUAUUUUUAUAAGGGUAAAAAAAAAACUCCCAAAAUAUUUUGCACUGAAUGUACCAAAGUUGAAGGGACAUUAUGAUCUGACUGACAGCAAUCUGCAUCACUAUCGAGUAUCUAUAAAAUGCUUAGGAACCAGGCUUUCUUCACGGUGCCAUGUCUAUAGAUAUCAGGACUGAGCACAUAAGUAAUAAUUUUAUAAUACUUAUUAUAUGUGAUAUUGUAAUAUGCAUUUAUUUUAAAUGCAUCUGGGUCAUUUUUCAUGCAUUGGAUAACUUAAUGCAAAGGAGUUUAAUACUGAUAUUUCAUACGUUCCCCGCAAGUUUUUAUUUGUACAGCACCAUAAAACACUAGCUGGCAAUCCAUGAGCAGCCUCCUUCAAGGUGAAGCACUGAGCAGAAUGCCACUGCUGUCCUCUGUCAGUGAACACCUAAAGAUGUAAACUGUUCAUCGUCUUUUUAAGCUUGCAUUUUCUCUGAUAAGUAGCUUUCUUAUCCAGUGUUGUUUGACUGAGUUCUUUUUUUAUGGCAAUUCCAACGCUGCAUGGGCGCCACUUUGUUUCUGCCUGGUUUUGCGGAAAGGCACCGCGCCGCUGGCCUCCCUUUUUGGUACUUCCCUGCGGAUGGUCCCGGGGAGCCGGCAGAGAGCCGUGACCGUGGCUGUGCAGCUGCGGAGGUGCUGCCCGUCCAGCAGCUUCUGAACAGGUCAGAAAGCUGCGCUGGAUGCAGGGCAGCGAGAGCGCAAAGCUCCUUUGUGCUGCUCCUCCCGAUAGCGCUGGAGUACUGCAAGCCUGCUCCGGGGGAGAAGGUGGCUUUGAAGUCAACUUGCCGUGCUUGCUUUGGAAACCGAGUGCCUCAGGGAGGUGUCCUGCUCGCUCCUGACCUGCUGGGCGUCUUUUCAGCAGUGAAGAUGUCACAGCAGCAGCUGCCGUCCCCGCGAUCGUGGUGGCGGCAGCUGAGAAUGAGGAAUCCCAUGGGGCUUCCGGAGCAAAUGUUCCCAGCACAAAGGAAAACCCACUCGCAAAAGCCGAGCGAAAGCAUCCUGUGAUUUCAGGAGUAACUCGGUCUCUGCAUGACGCCUGGACCUCAUGCAAGUAACGCAAGUUUUCUUGCCUCCUCUGACCGGCGUUCAGUAGCAAAGGAAAAUCCAAGCCUGGCAUCCUCCUCUCACCCUCACGCUUGCCCAUCUUUGCUGCGGUUGCAUGUCCCACGUGCUCGUGCACACCCUGAGCAGUAGCCAAGCUCUCCCCUUCCGCACAUCCCGCCAGCAGGGCUCGUUCCUUACGGUCACUUUAUUGAGUAGCUGGAACGUUGGCGCUCGGAGCAGGAUGCAACUUGUGCUUGGCUGAGGGACGGCAGAGUUUUGAUUUUACAAUACUGUGUUAUCUGUGGUCUAAAAAGGUGAUUUCCCAGGUGGAAACUGUACCUACAGAACCAGAAACUCUUUGGGAUUAAAAGUUUAAAUAUUUGGCACAAAAGAAGUUUAUACAAGUCUGCCUUUAAGUUAUGCU